Messenger RNA from Diospyros lotus (date-plum), 927 nucleotides. RefSeq names its product early nodulin-93-like. The transcript is spliced from 4 exons. The record is from RefSeq and is a predicted model, not a curated record. The coding region runs from base 330 to 665 and encodes 111 amino acids. NCBI's taxonomy places the organism in Eukaryota, Viridiplantae, Streptophyta, Magnoliopsida, Ericales, Ebenaceae.
CAAUGAAAGCGGUGAGAAACUGAGAAUCAACCGACAUCACCAUGGCAAAAACCAAGGUGGGUAACUGAAAACAGGUGACUGCUGAUGCCUAAAGAAAUCAUCUUUCAGAAAACCAUCUACUCCAUCCCCAAGACCUGGGGCUCUCUCUCUCUCUGCCUCUCUCUAUAAAUUGAAUACCCAGACGCAGCCAGCAAUCAAGCUCAAACUCAGUGCAUUCAGAGCUUUUAAUUGUCUCGGAUCUUUCUAAUCCCCAUUUUUGAACCACCUUGUUAAGCUAUUUCUCCUCGUCAACUACUACUUUGUAGUUUGGUUUUCCUGUAUCUGCAAUAAUGUCGAAGAAUGUGGCUCAGUCUCCUCUUGAAAGAAGCAGCCUUUCUUCAUUGGACCAGAAGCUGGCCAUGGCCAAGCGUUGCUCUCAUGAGGGCGUUAUCGCAGGAGCCAAGGCCGCUGCGGUUGCUACCAUUGCAACUGCUAUUCCCACUUUAGCCAGUGUGAGGAUGCUGCCAUGGGCCAAAGCCAAUCUGAACCACACUGCCCAAGCUCUUAUCAUUUCCACAGUGGCAGGAGCAGCAUAUUUCAUAGUGGCUGACAAGACCGUCCUGGCAUCAGCAAGGAGAAACUCCUUCAAACAAGGCUCAGCCUCUGGCUUUGAUACCAAGAUCUAAUUAGUUAAUUAACUAGCAUUCCUCUAAACUUUCUUUGUAUCUUAGCCAAGCUCUUACCGCAUGUAUUAAUAUUAAAGAAAUAAGAUUUGGAGUUUAUUGGCAUCUGUUUUGGUGUAUCUAUAUAUAUAUAUAUAUAUACAAGCAAGCAAGCAAGCGCAUAUCAAUGUCUAUCCUGCAACCUUGAGGAAGAUUACAUCAAGGCAUGAAAGUGUAUUAUGGAAGAUAGCAAGUAAAUUAAACUAAUGACGAGAAGAUUCAAAUA